Messenger RNA from Cetraspora pellucida, 1290 nucleotides. Lineage: Eukaryota; Fungi; Glomeromycota; Glomeromycetes; Diversisporales; Gigasporaceae. The record is from the annotation of a GenBank genome assembly.
AUGAAUUCAAGCGUCAAAGAACAAAUUCAAUCUUUCAAAGAAUCACAUAAACGGCUCACUGCAGUACUUCGUGAACGUCAAAAACGUCGCAAAUUGCAAUUAAACUCCGUGGAAGAAUUUAAGAAAUUUACCUCAAAUAGCAUAAGAGCCAAAGAAUUAAGGCAAAACUUAAUACCUAAAGUUUCGAUCCCAGUUACACCACAAAUUAACAUUUCCGUAAACAAGGUAGAAAGUCAGCAACAACAAUAUCAUGGAGAACAGACAUCGGGUCAAGAAAGUGAAAAAACUAUUAGAAAUGACUAUUGUCAAUAUUUUGUUGAUUCUGGACUCCGCCCUCAAAAUUUCAUUAGAGACACUGAAUUGUCACAACGUUUCGACGAAUAUCCUAAACUUAAAGAAUUGACAAAAAUGAAGGACACUUUGGUAGCAAAUAUGGCAACACCGGCCACUUAUUUGAAAGCUGAUCUUCGAACAUUUGAUCUUAAAUCUCUUGGAGUUAAAUUUGACGUUAUUUUGAUUGAUCCACCUUUGGAAGAAUACUGCAGAAAGUCACCGUUGAUCGCAGGUACAAAUCCUGAUUAUUGGAGUUACGAUGAAAUUAUAUCCUUAUCUGAUGAUUAUUUUGCUUUCAAGUUACACGGACUCGACCGUGGUCGACAGUUACUCCUUAAAUGGGGAUAUCGCAGAUGUGAAGAUAUUGUAUGGAUUAAAACUAACAAGAAAUGGGAGGGAAGUCGAUUCAUUGAACCUAGAUCAGUUUUCCAGCAUACAAAAGAACAUUGUAUAAUGGGUAUCAGGGGUACAGUUCGACGCAGCACAGAUGGUCAUUUUAUUCAUUGCAACGUGGAUACAGAUGUCAUUAUAUCCGAAGAACCAUCUUUCGGGAGCACAGCUAAACCCGAAGAAUUAUACCACAUUAUCGAACACUUUUGUCUAGGGCGCAGAAGACUUGAAUUGUUUGGAGAGGACCAUAAUAUUCGACCAGGUUGGCUAACCAUCGGGACCGGCUUGUCAAGUUCGAAUUUCGAUGCAAAUACGUAUGCGUCAUAUUUCAAUGAGCCUAGUGGAUAUUUACUUGGUUCUACAGCAGAAAUUGAAAAUCUACGACCGAAGUCACCACCAAUACGAGACAAUUCAGCAUCAAAAUUGGGUGGACCACCGGGCACCAUUAUGAAGACCAAAUCCAAAAAACAAAAUAACAAUGUUAUGGCUAUCCCUCAAUUGCCACAAAUCCCGGCGUUUACUCAUCGUUGGAUUCCAACGAUGGAUGUUAAUGUUUACGGAAAAUGA